AUGGAUCUGAGUCUUGUGAUGGAGAAUGAUAAAACACUGUGUAUGGAAGUGGGGUUCUUUGACUCUUUUCAAGAAAUCAAAGAAAAGAUAGAGAAGUUCACGGGCAUUCCCACUUACAGGCAAACGCUACUCUUCAACGGCCAAGUUCUUCGAAACGAGGCCAUCAUCUUCAACACCGACAUCAGUGAAGCCUCUCGCGUUCAUUUCCUUCUUGAUGCGGAUUUCGGCAACCACCAUGACGAGAUUACGGACAUGCACAUACCAAGCGGAGAGGAGUUAGAAGAGUUGAUGCGGUGGAAUCCAGACGGGAGCGUGACACCGAUGACGGUCACAGAGAACGCGUUGCCGCCGCGGAAUCCAGAGUUUACACCGUCUCCGCCACCACCGCUGCAUGAAACAGAAAUUACACCGGGAGGAUCUGUUUCUGAUGAACGGAGCCCUAAAGAAUAG
Messenger RNA from Glycine soja, 450 nucleotides. RefSeq lists its product as uncharacterized. Gene Ontology annotation, cellular component: nucleoplasm; cytosol. Lineage: Eukaryota; Viridiplantae; Streptophyta; Magnoliopsida; Fabales; Fabaceae. Gene Ontology annotation, biological process: proteasome-mediated ubiquitin-dependent protein catabolic process. The record is from RefSeq and is a predicted model, not a curated record. Bases 1 to 450 code for a protein of 149 amino acids. Gene Ontology annotation, molecular function: ubiquitin binding; proteasome binding; polyubiquitin modification-dependent protein binding. The transcript has a single exon.